CACAUGCAAACAAAACGGACAUUGGAGCACCAACAAGGGGAAUGUCCUGCCGCAACUCUGCUGCUUCUCCUGCCGUGGAAACUAAAGUGACUGUGUAGUGACACAGAAGCUUCUCUUCCUGCUUUGCUGUUCUCCUGUGUUUACAGAAAGUUGAGUGGAAUAUAACCCGAAACUUCGCCAUCGCUCGGACCGUAAAAAACAAAAAGGCUGAUCCAAUGGUGGGAUGAAACCCGAGCUGGAAGACCGGAAUGGCUGCACACAUUAAACACCUGGAAUUAUACUUUCUUUGAUAACAUCUCAUACAAUUGCCAAAUAAUUCUGGAAGGAACUCUCCUGAACUCCUACAGAAGCUAGUUUAAUUUCUCUCUGUGGAUUAUAAGUAACGGACUGCCAUCAUGCCUAUUCUCAAGCAGCUCAACCACUCUAACCAGUCCAAGCGGCGGUCUCGGGCUGACCUGACCGCAGAGAUGAUCAGCGCUCCAAUGGGGGACUUCCGCCACACCAUGCACGUCGGCAGGGGAGGAGAUGCCUUUGGGGACACUUCGUUUCUUAGCACCCGAUCAGGGGAACCUCCCAGGGAGCCGGAAACAAAGCAGGGCUCUCCGGGGCCCAAACCAGGGCUGCUGUCCCGCACCUUCAGAAGCAGCAAGCGCUCUCAGUCAGUAAACCGGGGGGACAAGUAUGAGUACAAUAUGAUGGCGCCUUCCGGUGGCUCGUCCACCUAUGUGAAAAACGCCAUAUCCAUGCCUUACCUAAACGAUGACGAAAUUAACAGAGGCCACCAACUGCCGAAGAGCGCUUCCUCAAGCCCCAUGAAGAGGCUGUCGGAGAUUGAGAACAAGCCGGUAAAUGGAGCUGCAGCGAUGGCGACACUGGAUGCAGAGUUCGAAGAGCGUCAUUUCGGCGAACUUACAGAUUUGCCUCCAUCCAUGCCUAAGGGAGGCGGAAUGAAGCACGCAGAGUCCAUCAUGUCCUUCCAUAUCGACUUGGGGCCCUCCAUGCUCGGGGAUAUAUUGAGCGUGAUGGAAAAGAAAGGCUGGGAGGAAGACGACCUCGGCUACGAAGAGGGCGAGGGCCGUGCAUCGCCCUCCCUCAUCCCCCACAUAGAUGACGAUGAGGAGGAGGAGGAGGAGGAGGAGGAGCAGGCCCCUGCAAGGCCACCGCGCAGCAUGUACCAGCAGAAGUCCAUGGUGGAUCCCUACACCCCAGAGCUACACGCCAGGAACAACCACCACAACCUGGAUAGCUGCUCCGUGUCCAGCGCCGGCUCAGUCACCGAGGAGAAACCUCAGUACCACAUCCACGACGGGGACACUGACAGUGCGAAGUACAGCUCGCCACGUAGGGAGGAAAACGGAGAUUUCACCUUCAUGGAUGACGACGACGAUGAGAUUCGAGUGUAAACUCACCUGGUAUCACUGCCAUGAACAGUCUUGAUGGACACUAAUGGGAACCCAAGCUGUAAAAUGCAGUCGAGGGAUUUAGAAGCAAGGCCACAUCUGCUUUAAACUUCUUGUAGAUUAAUCUAAUCUCUGCACACUUUGUUCAACAUCAUAAAUAAAAAACCAAUUAAGCCUUAUUCACUGUGCUGUAGCAAGGAGAUAUGAGCUGAGUGCAUGCCAGAGUGCACACGGACUGGCUCACAAAGUGGAACUCUUAAAAACGUUUGGGUUCAUUUGCAACAUCAAACUCUGGACUCAUUAUUAUCAUUAUUGGAGAAUUCUCCAUUUUCAAAUAAGACUGGCUGCCGUGUUCAAACCGUGUCCUUCUCAAAGGUGCAUUGCUCGUUUCAAGAAGUAAAUGGUGGCCAUAGGGUUAGUGAACUGUACCCCCAGCUGUCAAUCACAUGAAUAGCACAUUUGGGGUGUGAUAUGUGAGGUCACAGACCAGAUGUGCUACAGAUUGUGAAGAAGGAAAGAACAAGAAGGUAAACUCGGAUAGCUUUGUAAUGUGUGGGAGUGAUAAUGGAGCUUAAUUUGCCAAUGACAAUAUUUUGGCAUAGACGCUAAAUAGAUAAAGUAGUUAUUACUUUUGUCCACGUCAGACUUUAAAGGGUGAUUUCUGCUAUUUUUUACUUUUAUUUUAUGUACAUAGAGUAUCCUGAAGUUGGUCUACAGUAGCCUGUUGUAUUUGAGUUUGGUAGUUUAUCAUUUUGCCGCUGUCUCUCUUUAAAUCCACAGAGAGCUGUGGUAUUUAUUUAAAACAUUUUUAUAAGGGACGGGUGUUAAUGUGCACUGUUAGGUCUUAAAAGUUUAGAUUUGGGUUUUUUUCUGAUAUGUUGAAUUUCUUACACGAACGUCUUAAUGGUACUCCAGAGUGAGCCGGCAUCUUUACAUAAAAGUUGUCUGCAGAGCACUUACUUAUUGAACUUAGACACCAAAUUGUCUAAGCCACUGUCAUGGUAAUGACUUCAGUCUUACAGAAUCACCAGCUGCUCGUGAAGGCUUUUUAAUUUGCAAAAAGAAAACAAACGGAAUUGUCAAAAAAGAAGGCUUUGUAUAAGUGUUCGAUGUCCCGUACUUUUUCUUUUUUUCUUCUUCUUCCAAACAGGACAGAAGUGGUGAUUGUGUGUAUUUUGUGUCAACUCAUUCCACACCGUCACUGAGAUUGGUGGGAUUAGCAGGUCAGCAGAGAGGCAUGAAAUGUUUGAAAGGGAGUUGUUGCAGUAGACAAAUUGUUGUAUCAAAGUGUAUAAUUGAGGCCCUACCCAAAACACAUAUCCCCUCUCUAGACAUGUGCUCAGGCUUGUCUCUAAGGAAAGAGAAGGGCUGCAGGAACAUGUACAAAGUGUUAUUAGAGCGCAGACACUUAAUGGAGCAUCAGGUAUGUCUCGGGGCAGAGAGAGUGGCAGAUAUUUCAUGAACUGGCCCCACAAGUGAUACUAUUCACCUCCUCCACACAACCCAAAUAACACAGUAGGAACAGAUGAUUAAAUCAACCCAUCAUCUGGCCUUUCCCAGUCUACUCAUUAAAUGUGCUGGAUUAUUGGCCCCUAAACAGCUGGAACUGCUCCACAAACAGCAGGGUCAGGGGCAGACAGGUGGGCCGUUUCUCCUCGGCUUUUUCUUGUAUUUAGUCUUUACAAUGCGAGCGCCGUCGGCUCCUCCAGGUUACUUUCAGGUCUAAAUAAGGCAGAAAGAUCCACGAUUGAUGUCUGACCUUUUUUUUUUUUAAUAUAUUUAUCUGGGGUUUAGAAAAAGUAAUUGCCAGGUUUGACAAAAUGCGGGCUUUGAAUUUCCUGUUGAUGCGUGUGUACAUGGAAUCAGGAUGCUGUGCCAUUCUGCCUCGGGUUAUUGUAAUGUUUUGGAAACAUGUCUACAGGAACAGGUUGCAAGAAGUUCUGAAAUUAAAAGCGAUCUGGAGGAAAUUGCCAAGUAUGUUCUAACUUUAUUAUUGGAUAACGUUAGCAGGAAGUUUGAUUAUGUUUUUUACUUAUGUAUAGAUAAACAGGAAGAUUUGAGUCAGCGCUCUUUCAUAUUUUGAUGUAAUCGGGCCAAUUUUUAAGAUGUCUUUUACUUUUAUUGGUCGAUUUAUGAAAUGCCUGGUUUGUGGAUUGUUUGAGCAGCUGCAAUCCUUCAUGUUCAUCACCAAGAAAUGCACACUUUAUAAAAAAAAAGAAGAAGAAAAACACUCUUAUCUUUGUUUUAAUUAAGUAAUGUAAAUAUAAUUUGUGCCAUCGACGAUUACAGUCAACAAUCUUCGCGAUCAGCAGUGUGGCUAUGUGGUACAAGCGAGAGAACCGGAAGAAUGUGAGCAGCUUUAACACUAAAUGGCACAUUUGUGGCCAAAUUGUAUUUGCAAGUAAAUUUGAAAAGGGGUAAAUAGAGAAUGAUGGGAAAGUAUACUAAAGUACUUUCUUGUUAUUGUCUUAACUCUCUGUAGGACACUCCUAAGUAGGCCAGAAGAGACUGUGCAAAUACUUUCUGCCCCAGGUCUGCUUAAAGGUUUUCUGUGCCCUCACAGCAGCAUUGGUUUGGUGAGCAAAAACAAAAAAGAUAAGGACUGUGAAAAACAAAUGGCUCAAAGUUCUGCUGUUGAAUGUUUUCUUUUUUUUCCCCUAUUCAGUGGCUGUAGUGUUAUGCCAAGUAUGUACUGAUUUCUUUUCCUACUCCUUAUUCUGGUUUUACAGUAUAUUAAUAUAUUUACCUUCCUCACUUUCCUUUCUUUGAAAUAACAGCUAUAUUUUUCAAUAAAAGAGAAAGCUGGUAAUCUUUAA
Molecule: messenger RNA, 4216 nt
Organism: Cottoperca gobio
Lineage: Eukaryota; Metazoa; Chordata; Actinopteri; Perciformes; Bovichtidae
Gene: cdc42ep4b
Product: CDC42 effector protein (Rho GTPase binding) 4b
Exons: 2
Coding region: 396-1403 (335 amino acids)
Biological process (GO): positive regulation of actin filament polymerization; positive regulation of pseudopodium assembly; Rho protein signal transduction
Cellular component (GO): plasma membrane; cytoskeleton; cytoplasm
Molecular function (GO): small GTPase binding
Source: RefSeq, a predicted model, not a curated record